Messenger RNA from Erinaceus europaeus (western European hedgehog), 2032 nucleotides. It is a transcript of the gene POLE3, whose product is annotated as DNA polymerase epsilon 3, accessory subunit. Lineage: Eukaryota; Metazoa; Chordata; Mammalia; Eulipotyphla; Erinaceidae. Gene Ontology annotation, biological process: DNA damage response; leading strand elongation; heterochromatin formation. Gene Ontology annotation, molecular function: chromatin DNA binding; protein heterodimerization activity. The transcript has 4 exons. Bases 283 to 726 code for a protein of 147 amino acids. Gene Ontology annotation, cellular component: epsilon DNA polymerase complex; CHRAC. The record is from RefSeq and is a predicted model, not a curated record.
AUCAGAGAAACGAAUCUGUGUGCGGAGUACUGGUGUGCCUGACGGAAGCCCCAGCGGACCAAGACCUGGAGUAUAAAGUUCCGACGCUCCGGUGACUCGACACGGAAACCCGACUGAGGGCGGAGGGAGGCUGUCGUGCGCGCGGGGCACUGUGGGACGGUGGGGCUCUGGGAGACGGGACGGAAGCCUCGCUGGGUCAAGCCGUGGCGACGCGGGAAGUCCAGACGCCGUAGCUGCCCGAAGAGGAGGCCUGAGUUGGAGGUGCAGUCCCUGGCGGCGACAAUGGCAGAGCGGCCCGAGGACCUAAACUUGCCUAAUGCUGUCAUCACUAGGAUCAUCAAGGAGGCGCUCCCGGACGGUGUCAACAUCUCCAAGGAGGCCCGGAGCGCCAUCUCCCGCGCCGCCAGCGUCUUCGUGCUGUACGCCACGUCCUGUGCCAACAACUUCGCAAUGAAAGGGAAACGGAAGACACUGAAUGCCAGUGAUGUGCUCUCAGCUAUGGAGGAGAUGGAAUUCCAGCGGUUCAUUACCCCACUAAAAGAAGCUCUAGAAGCAUAUAGGAGAGAGCAGAAAGGCAAGAAAGAAGCUUCAGAACAAAAGAAGAAGGAUAAAGACCGAAAAACAGAUUCAGAAGAGCAGGACAAGAGCAGGGAUGAGGACAAUGAUGAAGAUGAGGAAAGACUGGAAGAAGAGGAGCAGAAUGAAGAGGAAGAAGUGGACAACUGAAUAGGGUAUAGAGACUGACACUUUGGAAGCUACCACUCUGAAACAUGGUAUAUGUUUAUGUGAAACUCUUCUGUGCUGGGACCAUGUUAGUCUUGGACAGAAGAACCUGAAAAGAUGGAAAUAAAAACUGAUUCGAAUUACCAGAACUAGUGCUUCCCAGACUCAGAGCAUCUGAGUAGCAGAAUCCUGUUUUGCUUAAUCAGUUUGAAGUUGUGACUUCUGGGCAAGAGGAAUUCUGAAUGGCUAAUUUAUUAGUCAAGUUGGUUACUCAUGUUUACUAAUACAUAUAUAUAUACAUAUAUAUGGCUAGGCAGUUUUUGCUCCUCCUGUGUCUUCCCUCCACCCCACCCUCCAAAAGAGUAAUUUCCAUACUAUCUGUUGUGUUUUAGUUCAUAGAGGCAAUCAACUCUCCAAAAAUUCAGGGCUUUAAUCAUGAUCACAGGUGAUCAUAAUGGUUUAGGUUUAGGAAACUUAAGAGACUCUGGCCAAACAGGGAAUCUAUUGUGUUCUUUCUUCACUUGACUCAUUUGGUGACUGCAGACCCAGUUGACUUGGAGCCCAUAGGUAUUUGACCUGGUGGGAUGGCUGCACUGUAGAUACGAUGAGCUUUUAAAUUAGUGUGGGGUAGAGUUAGUCAAGCUAGGGUGCCAGAGUUUUAUUUAACAAAACAAAUUGUUUAGGUUUAGAUGUACUUUGUGCCUGCCAUACAGCGUUAGGAUUUAUAGUCACCUUCUGGAAGGUGUAAAAUUCCAGGCUUUCUUGUAGUCUGUCCCUCAGAUUUGUAACUAUAUAUAUUUUUUCAUCCUUUAAUUCAUUACAUCUUCUAAACUUUAUUUCUUGUUCUUUAUUUUCACAUUUCUGUUUCUGUUCAAUCUGUUCUCUGCUUUCCCAUUCCUAUUUUUCCUUUUCCACUUCUGCCAGUUCAGAAACUUUAGUGACCUGCUUUAACAACCUAAAAUGUGGGUUUCUCUGGCUCCUCAAUUCUAAUCUCAUUUCUUUUUUUCAAAAUUAUUUUAUAAAGCCUCUCUGGACCAUGAGGAAAAUCUGAUGGUGCUUGGGAAUGUAAUCUCACCUUCCAACCCUUUGCUUCUAAAGUAUAUGUUUGUUGACUUUUCUUAGUCUUUCCCCAUUUGGUGCUCCAAGCACUUACUUGUCUCUAAAGUUGUCUUAAUUAAAGGUUGACAGGUAGUAAAGUGUAGUUUGACACUAUUAAUUUGUUUAUUGAGUUCAGUGAAAAGGUUGUUGAUAAAUGAUGUUGAGAAUUAUAAUGCUUUGUACAAAUAAAGAACAUUCUUGUUGAGUUUCA